Diospyros lotus (date-plum) is the source of this 2082-nucleotide messenger RNA. RefSeq names its product probable DNA primase large subunit. The record is from RefSeq and is a predicted model, not a curated record. Gene Ontology annotation, biological process: DNA replication, synthesis of primer. The transcript has 19 exons. Gene Ontology annotation, cellular component: alpha DNA polymerase:primase complex. Bases 133 to 1494 code for a protein of 453 amino acids. NCBI's taxonomy places the organism in Eukaryota, Viridiplantae, Streptophyta, Magnoliopsida, Ericales, Ebenaceae.
CAUUGGGCCAGGCCCGUUUGGCUGGAAGGGGUGGGAAAAGGUUUCCCGCCAUUUUGUUUCCCGUAAAAGCCAACGAGCCACAACAGAGCUCUGCUGCUUCGUCUUCACAUUCAGAACGCUAGAAGGGGCAAAAUGGAAAUCGUCCGGUCGCAAAGGAGACCACCGGCUGCCGCUCGCGAUGUCGUUUCCGAUCUCCCUCUCUACCGCUCGGCCCCGUCGCUCGAGGUCAGGCUCGAAGAUUUCGAGCUUUACGCCAUCGAUCGCCUCCGAGUUCUUAAAGGUAUUUCGGAUGGAUUAUCUCGAGGAAAAAAACCUGAUGAAAUGGAGACAUUGGUAAGAUCUCUAUGGAAGACAUACAUGAGUCAUCCACAUGCAUCUGAAGUUAUUAACAAGGACAUCAUUUCCCACUUCGUUCUGCGCCUUGUGUAUUGUAGGACGGAGGAUUUGAGGAAAUGGUUUCUUUCUAUGGAAACUACCCUUUUUCGUCACCGGUUCCGGCUGCUUGAUAGUCCUGAAGUGCAGAGGACACUGAUGGCAGAAUUUGACCUUCCUUACAAGGCAGUAAGCAAUGAAGAAUUAAAGAGUGUUAAGGAAACAUUGAUCCAAGUAGCACGGUCUAUUGGUCUUUCUUCAUCUGGUGCUGAUAUGAUCUUCUACAAGGUACCUUUUGAAGAUGUUCCAGAAUUAGUGGCCAGUCGCAGGGUAUUUAUCCUGAAAGGGUAUGCAUAUGUAGCUAUGCAUCAGGUGGUCUCCCUUGUUGUCACACAAUUUCGUAGCCAUCUUUCAAAGGCACUUGUGCUGACAAACAGAAAAUGGACAUCCACCAUUAGAGAACGAGAGAAGGAUCGGUUGACUCCUAUUGUGGAAACCCUGGCCACAAGUUAUUUGGGUCCUGACUAUUCCCAGCCAAGAGAAUUUGCAGAAAUAUCUUUGAAAGACAUUGAGCAAGUAGCUAGAAGUUCAUUUCCUUUGUGUAUGCGUCACCUGUUUGAGAAGCUGAGAGAGGAUCAUCAUCUAAAGCAUGGGGGAAGGAUGCAAUUGGGUUUAUUUCUCAAGGGUGUUGGAUUGAAGUUGGAUGAUGCACUUGCCUUUUGGAAAGCUGAGUUUUCACAUAAAGUUGGUGCUGAGAGAUUUGAUAAAGAGUAUGCAUAUAGUAUACGGCAUAACUAUGGGAAAGAAGGGAAGAGAACAGAUUAUACGCCUUAUGCUUGUCAAAAGAUCAUCUCGUCAACACCAAGUGUUGGGGAUCAUCAUGGCUGCCCAUUUCGUCAUUUCAGUGAGGAGAAUUUGAGAGCAGCCCUUGGUAAAAUGGGAGUUGGCAAUCGUGCAAUGGAAGAUGUGGUUGAUAAAGCAAGGAACAGACAUUAUCAGUUGGCUUGCACGUUGACAUUUGAAGCUGUUCAUGGCUCAUCUUGUGAUGCUGGAAUUAAUCAUCCAAAUCAAUAUUUCAUUGACAGCCAAAAGAUCCUGAAACAGUCCAGCGGUAGCAAAUGACAAUCCAAAGGGAUAGGGCAAGGAAGUGUUCUCUGCAACAGAUCUGUGAAUGCCUGCUAUGUUUUCUCAACAAUAUGUUAAAUGAAGUAUGUCCCAGCUGUAAAAGUUGACUAUCAGCUUAGCACUAGGCUUUUCUUUAUCUUUACUCUUUUUUAAAAAUUUUUGUUAAAGAUGUUAAAACUUUGUGACGUGUUAUAUGUAUCUCAUGUUUUACAUCUUCACAAAUACAAAUGCCUAUAGCCUGCCUAUUGGAGAUCGACAUGGCAACAUUGUUACAAGUCAGAUGCUGCUUCAUCAAAAUCAUAUCGCUUCGGUAACCACAAAAUGCAUCUAACAUCAACUGAUAGGGCAAAGUUACUGGAAGAGCUUUCCUUCCUUUUUCCCUGUUUCUUUUCAGAAACUUAUUCCUGCUAAUGAUGGCUUCUUUUUUCUAAUAAAGAAGAAUGCUCGUACUCUACAAAUCUGGAAUGAUCCUUGAACACCAACUGGUAAUUGAACCUCUUCAACACCUGGAGGUGGGUGGGUGUGUGUGUGUGGGGGGGGGGGUGUUGACAUGGGUGCUAUAUUUUGAACUUCAUAUUUUGUAAU